This is a messenger RNA of Malassezia restricta, 1908 nucleotides long. Its product is annotated as Vps51/Vps67 family protein. NCBI's taxonomy places the organism in Eukaryota, Fungi, Basidiomycota, Malasseziomycetes, Malasseziales, Malasseziaceae. Gene Ontology annotation, biological process: intra-Golgi vesicle-mediated transport. Gene Ontology annotation, cellular component: COG complex; Golgi apparatus. The record is from RefSeq and is a predicted model, not a curated record. The transcript has a single exon. Bases 1 to 1908 code for a protein of 635 amino acids.
AUGGCAGGACCGCCGCCACCCAGGUCGGCGGAGAAGCUGCCAGGCGAUGUGGACCGCCUCUUUGAAGAGCACAGCGUGCGCGACAUAAGGGAAUACGCUGAAAAUCUGUCGCAGCAGGCACACGCAAAGCAGCAGGCAGUGCGAACGCUCGUAGGUGAUCGUUUUCACGACCUGUUGAGCGUCUCGCGUACGGUCGUCGAUAUGAGUGACCAGCUUGCAGUACUACGUCAAACCAUCGAUAUGUUGCUAAGUACCAGCAGUGAUGUGGCACGCCAGCAUGCAAGUCGUGCGAAUGAAGCUCUCCCAUUGCAGGGGGAGGCAUCUGACGUCGAAUCGGCCGCCGCCAUGUUGUUGGUAGCUGAUGCGCCAGAGACGAUUCGCUCGGCCCUCAAAUCACACGCAUUUAUUCAGGCGGCUUGGUCGAUCAUUUUCGCGGGAAAGGCGUGGACAUGGAUCAAGGAAAGGCUCGAUAUGCAGCAAUUCCCUAUGCUGGUUUCACAAUGGGCGGAUGUUCAGGCCCUGCGUAAAUACGUUCUCACGCGUAUCGAUGUGUGCAUGCAGCAGGCUGGUAUGCAUACAUCCUACGUAUUGGAUGUGAUGCUGGCCUACAUCUUGUUGCAGCAUGUGUCGCUUGCCUCGGCGCUGUCUCACUUUCACGCACAGCGCGUCAAGGCGGCCCUGCGGACAUGCACGGAGGGUGAGUACGAUCAUGCCGACCGCCUGCAGCGACUUCUGAGAUCUGUGACGCGAACGCUACAUCAUACACAUGAGCUGUGGGCCCGGCCAAGUCUUUCACGUAUCCUUUCACACCUGAGCAGAGCCUUUUUCGAGCUGGGAGCGCCGCGAUCUCAAAAUUUGUCCUUCGCUCCAGUGGCGGCCCGAGACUUUUAUGCGCAUGUUCCUAUGCCCGUCCAGGCAUAUGAGCUGCCGCCGAUGCAGGAGACGCUGCCCGAGUCGGACAUAUAUCACUACAAUGAGAUGUUUGUACGGCGUGUAUGCUCAGAACUGGAUUCGGUCUUGUCAUUUAUAACAACAGAACAUCGGCUCGAUUCGCUAUUGCCGUGUCGUGACAGGCUAAAGGCAUGUGUACAGAAUAGCCCAGCCCUCUCGAUCUUGGAAGCGCGUUUGUCCGAUAUACUCGUCACGCAGGUCCGUCACAUCCUGCAACAAAUGCUGUCGGAUGUGCCGAGGAAAUUUGCCGAGGCACUGGAGCAAGGGAAAAAAGAUACGAAUGCGAUGCACGACCUGUUCACGGCAGAGAAUGUGCCGCCCACACACUGGAGAACUGUGCGCACCGCUGGUAUGGAGGCAUGCAUCUCGCUCGUCGAGACGCGCCUGCGCCGUAUUAUGUGCAGCAACGAGGACGUCACGGCCUCGCCCGUGCAUGAGACUUGCAUGAUCCUAUGUGACGAGCUCAUGCAGGCAGAUACGUCGACGACGGAACAGAUGCACUGGCUCCUGCGCGUUUGUGUGGCCCUGUAUACCAGUCCUGUGCUCACACAGAUGCUGUCCCGCACAUUCUUUGAACGACUCGCGGACAUCUACAUGGAACUGGGCACCCGCUGGGCCCAUGCCUGUGUUCAGCAUGUGGUGAGCAUGGAUCGAGGCGCGAUGCCAAGCUUGCUUAUGCUUGCGCAUGAGCUGCACACGCUCGGACCGAGUCCGCUGCCGCCUCCGCCUGUAUGGGACGAAUGGGCCCGGCAGACGCACAGGGCGCAUCGCGCUUCACCGACACAGCAGCCCAUGCCAUGGCAAGCGAUUCUGGAGGCCGAGGAUAUCGACACGAAUCGCGUGCGUCUAAUUCUAGCUCCGUGGAUCUUUACGCAUGGCCAGCCGCACCAAGCCACAGCGCGACGCGAUAGCCCAGCGCGUGUAGCGCGUGUAGCGCCCCCCUUUAUCAGUUGGUAG